This is a messenger RNA of Colletotrichum navitas, 2309 nucleotides long. RefSeq names its product major facilitator superfamily transporter. NCBI's taxonomy places the organism in Eukaryota, Fungi, Ascomycota, Sordariomycetes, Glomerellales, Glomerellaceae. The record is from RefSeq and is a predicted model, not a curated record. Gene Ontology annotation, cellular component: membrane. Gene Ontology annotation, molecular function: transmembrane transporter activity. The coding region runs from base 330 to 2027 and encodes 565 amino acids. The transcript has 2 exons. Gene Ontology annotation, biological process: transmembrane transport.
CCGCGUGUAAUUCCGAGCCCUGAUGCCCGCCCCGUUCCGAGGCCACCAUCCUGUUCCGCUUCACAGGGCCUUUCUUCAUCCCCGUUGUCCCGCUGUUUCUAACCCCAUUCUCUUCCAGGGUAUGGCUGACUAUCUUUGGAGUGCGUUCCCACUUUGCUCUGCCGUACGAGCAUCACUGAUGGGGCGGGUUCGUCUGGUACUUUAACUCGGCCGCCACCCGCCGAUAUGUUCUAUCAUGAUGGCCCUCCUCCCCUCCUCGACCAUCUGUUUUCUGAUAUCAAGGUGCUCCAAGUCAACGCAGUAUAGCCGGGAGUCUUCGUUAGCUCACAAUGACGUCUCCGUCGGUAUCAGAGAAGGAAAACGGCCAGACGAGCAUCGACACGUUGUCGGGAGACAGAACCGCGACGGCGAUCCCCGUCGUCAACUUGCCCAAGGACGAAAAGCCGAUAUUAUCCAGCAACGAUGACGCCUCCUCCAGCGACUACGGCGACAACGAUGGCGGCCAUCUCACGCCGCAGCAGUCCGAUACCCCGUCUGUAUGGCUUGCCGAGACCAUGUCUCUCCCCCGCGAAGUCAUGUUCAUCAUAAUUUGCUGCAUGGCCCAGUUCUGUACCCAGGCCGCAUACAUCGACAGCCUCAUGCUGCUCCAUGUGAUCGGCAGCAGCUUCCACGUAGAAGAUCCGGCGCGCCUCGCCUGGCUCGUGGCCGGCUACUCCCUGACCAUCGGCACCUUCAUCCUCUUCUCGGGCCGUCUCGGCGACGCCUUCGGCUACAAGCGCAUGCUCAUCAUCGGCUUCGCCUGGUUCUCCCUCUGGUCCCUCGUCGCCGGCCUCAGCGUCUACUCCAACUUCACCCUCGCCGUCGUCUCGCGCGUGCUGCAGGGCGUCGGCCCGGCCAUCUGCCUGCCCAACGCCCUCGCCCUCUUCGGCGCCGCCUACCCCCCGGGCCACCGCAAGGCCAUGGUCUUCUCCUUCUUCGGCGCCGUCGCCCCCAUGGGCGGCGUCGUCGGCGGCACCUUGGCCUGCGUGCUCUCGCUCGCGUGGUGGCCCUGGGCCCUGUGGGCGCUGUCCGUCUGGCUCGCCGUCCUCGCCGUCGCCGGCUGGUUCAUCAUCCCCGAGCCCCCGACCAAGCUGCCCGCCCCUGACGGGUUCAAGGCCGCGAUGGUCGAGCUCGACGUCCCCGGCGCCGUGACGGGAGUCGCGUCCCUGGUGCUCUUCAACUUUGCCUGGAACAUGGCGCCCGUCGCCGGCUGGGGCACGGCCGUGGUCCUCGUGCCGCUGGUGCUCGGCCUCGUCCUCUUCGGCGCCUUCGCCCUCAUCGAGUUCAGGUACGCGCCGAUGCCGCUCCUCCCCUUCGACGUCGUCAACGCCGACGUCGGCUUCGUCCUCGCGGCCGUGGUCUGCGGGUGGGCGACGUUCGGCGUGUGGACGCUCUACCUCGUCCAGAUCCUCCAGGAGAUCCGGUCCCUCCCGCCCCUGCUGACGUGCGCGUGGUUCUCGCCCGUCGUCGUGACGGGCGGCCUGGCCGCCGUCAUCACCGGGAAGCUCCUCGGCCCCCUGCAGGUGCGCCCGCCCGUCGUCAUGACCAUGGCGCUCGCCGCCUUCACCGUCGGCGUCACCCUCACGGCCACGGCGCCCGAGGGCCAGGUCUACUGGGCGCAGAUCUUCGUGUCCAUGCUCGUCAUGCCCUUCGGCAUGGACAUGAGCUUCCCCGCCGCCACGCUGAUCCUGUCCAACGCCGUCAAGAAGGAGCACCAGGGCAUCGGCGCGAGUCUGGUCAACACCGUCGUCAACUACGGCAUCGCGCUCGGCGUCGGCUUCGCCGGCACCGUCGAGGUGCACGUCAACAACGGCGGCCGGACCAAGGAGGACCAGUUCAGGGGGUUCCGGGGCGCGCUGUUCAUGGGCGUCGGGCUCGCCGGCCUGGGCCUGGGCGUCGCCUUGUCGUUCCUGGCGAGGGAAUGGCGGCAUCGGAGCGACGCAAGGAGGAACGAGGAGAAGGCUGCCGAGGCCCAAACCGAGACUUGAUGAUUAUGAUUAUAAUGAUUACAUAGAAUUAGACGCGGCCAUAUACUACCGCAUAAUCAGAGAUAUAGGUGACGCUCGUCAUAGACUAAAAAGUCCUCUGGCUUCUUCCAGAACAGAAUCCCGUGCGUUUUGAUCGUCCAGCAUCAAUGCUAUACGUUGCUGCAACAGUCAUCAACAUGGAAGUGAUCUGAUUUUUUUCUUUCUUUUUUUUUUCUUUCUUUUUUACAUUAUCCAGGUCCGACCCUUUUCCAUCCUCAUGAUCCUCAGUAAGAAAACCAGCAU